CACUGUAACUAAAGCCGACAGAAAAUGGCGUCCGCCUGAAAAUUGGUGUCUCUCUUGAAAAAUCCACGCUAAUUUGACCAGCAAAACGUGUAAAGAUGGCCCUGCCCAGCAACUACAAGCAGAUAGCAGUGGGUGGCCAGGGACCGGGUCCAGUGACGCCGCUGCAGGGCGUUGGAGGCGGCGGUGGCGGCUCAAGCGGCGGCAGCCGGUCGCGUUCAUCCGGCGGAGGCGGAGGAGCCGAUCGCAAUAAGGACCAAACGCCAAUUUUCACGCAUAGCAACUACGGCAACCCAGCAUUCACGCCACAAAAGGUGACCAAAUCUUCAAGCAGUAAGAACCAGAACGAAUCGCGACUACCCAAACCGCCGAAGCCACCAGAGAAGCCGAUUCUGCCGUACAUGCGGUACUCGAAACGCGUUUGGGACAGCGUCAAGGCUCAACAUCCCGAGCUAAAGCUUUGGGAGCUGGGCAAGAAGAUCGGAGCCAUGUGGAAGCUGCUGGCCGAAGAGGAGAAGACCGAGUUCAUUGACGAGUAUGAGGCAGAGAAACUGGAGUACGAGAAGUCGCUCAAAGCCUAUCACCAAACGCCCGCCUAUCAGGCUUACAUGUCGGCCAAGAGCAAGGUGAAGACCGAUGUCGACAUGCACGAAACACCGUCCCGCGGCGGCGGCAGUAAAUCGCAGCAUGAACGACGCAUCGACAUACAGCCGGCGGAGGACGAGGAUGACCAGGACGAGGGCUAUACAGCCAAGCACUUGGCCUAUGCCCGCUAUCUGAGGAACCAUCGCCUGAUUAACGAGAUCUUCUCGGAGGCUGUCGUACCGGACGUGCGAUCCGUGGUGACCACCACGAGGAUGCAGGUGCUCAAGCGACAGGUCAGCUCGUUAACGAUGCACCAAACCAAACUCGAAGCUGAACUACAGCAGAUGGAGGAGAAGUUCGAGGCCAAGAAGCAGCGCAUGGUGGAGUCUAGCGAGGCCUUUCAGGAAGAACUGAAGCGCCACUGCAAGCCAGCCGUGGACGAAGACACUUUUCAAAAGAUGGUGCAUCGCAUGUACGAAGAUAUCAAACGCGAUCGCCAGCGGUUGGAUGAACCGAAUGCAAACAACUCAACGAAUCCUGCAGCUGCUGCUGCUCCUGUGACGAGAAACGAGGAGCCAGCCAAGCCGCCAACGCAACCGGGUCAGCCAGGUGCCACGCCCGCUAGCCAGGAGGUGGCAACUCCUGCAGUGCCACCCAAGGAGCCCCCGCCAGCUGUAAAGCCAUCAACUCCCAAUCCCACUCCGAGCUCUACGCCCACUCCGGCACCAGCGGUACACGUCCAUGAAACGGCCAGCAAAACAGAUCCCGAACCGAUGGACAUUGAACCACCACCCAAGCCCUCGGUGCCACCUCCGCCCAUAAAGCCGGAGAAACUGGAGAUGGCCGCUGCCCUGCCGCCGCAGUCUACGCUUGUCGAGCCUCCAAAAUCAGAACCCGCCAAGGUAGUGGCCCAACCUGGCAAGGUGCCUACACCAGUACCAACACCAACGCCUCCUCCAGAAGUGGUUCCAGUAGCUGGAGCAGCUCCUGCGGCGACAACAAACACGACGACACCCACGCCGCCGCCGGUGCAACAACAGGUGCCACUCCCCCAGCAACAAGGCGCACCAGCACCUCCACCAGGCAUGCCUCAGAUGCACCCACAUCCCGGUCAUCCGCCACCAGGACAUUCCCUUAUGCCACCUCAUAUGGGACCGCAUCAGCCUCCUCCAGGAAUGCCCGGCCUACCGCCACCACCUCCGCACUCCGGUUACGCCAACUACGGUGGACCACCGCAUGGACCGCCGCCCGGUCCACCAGGUGGACCCGCGCGUCCGUACUACCAGCCCCAGUAUGGAGGUCAUCCCACGCCGCAGCCCUACUACGCACCCUUCUCGCCCUAUCAGCAGUCGUACGGACCACCACCCGGGUCGCACUACAUGUCACCGCGUCCCCCACCACCACAGCAUAAUGGCAAUCCCGGACAUCCAUAUGCACCCGAGCAUGGGAGCAAUCCGCCGCCGCCACAGCAACAGCAACCGCCACCAGGUCACCUGCACGAGCCCAGUGGAGGACCAGGAGCGCCAGGCGGUGGAUCCGGAUCUGGUGCAGCAGCAUCUGCUGGCGGAGUGUACCCGACUCCCGGUGCAGGAGCGGGUCCUGGAGCACCUCCCGCAAGUGGAGGAGCUCCGCUAGGCGAGGCAGCAGUAGCUGGAGGAGCUGCGCCCCCGGCCACGGCGCCCAGCAAGCAUCCAGAGGCGGAGAAGCACGAGGCGGACUAAGAAGAGAAGUGGAGUCAUUGCACUUUUUCCGCCCCCAGAUCCCUAGUUGUAGUCCCUAAGUUAUACAUACAUACAUUGAUCCCUGUGUUGUAACAUAGCUGUCCCCUGUUGAAACUUCGCCUCUGCUCGCUGUACACCGACAGGAGGUCUUUCAACUUAAAUCCCUUUUUAGGCGCCCAGAACUUCACAUCAACUCCAUUCUCAAUUAAGUUUAACAAACUUUUUUUUUCGCAAGGCCUAAUUUUAAUAUUUUAAUAAUUGAGUGUGCGUCGCAUUCUGGACUGUAUGCUAAAUUUACGAGUAAAAUAAAUGUACGUUUAUAUGUAAA
Messenger RNA from Drosophila eugracilis, 2631 nucleotides. RefSeq names its product formin-like protein 20 (gene Bap111). The transcript has a single exon. Gene Ontology annotation, biological process: negative regulation of DNA-templated transcription. NCBI's taxonomy places the organism in Eukaryota, Metazoa, Arthropoda, Insecta, Diptera, Drosophilidae. Gene Ontology annotation, cellular component: SWI/SNF complex. The record is from RefSeq and is a predicted model, not a curated record. Bases 96 to 2303 code for a protein of 735 amino acids. Gene Ontology annotation, molecular function: nuclear receptor binding; nucleosomal DNA binding.